AUGCUUGAGGGAACUAAUGCUGCAUCAUUACUCGCCAAUUUUAAAGGUGUAUCAGCUCGUUUUACCGUAGAUCUUCUCUGCUUUGAGGAGAGAUUGCGACAGAACUACGCGGCCCUAGCGCGGCUUCGGCGGCGCCACCUAGCAUACUUUAUUCUUGCACUUGCAAUGCUGAUAAGCGUCGUCCUAUGGUACUUCUACUUCCGUGCAUUCGCCACGCGGGUGGCUGCUUUCGGAUUAACAAGCGUCAACAGCGCGUCCGACUCCACUUCGUCUUUGAUUUUACGGACCGCAGAUUGGAUUGUGAGUGGCAUCGCUGUUGUCGCGCUGAUCAUUAUAGCAAUUUUAGUAUAUCUCCGCUAUUGGAGUGUAUCUAUUUCUAGUGCGCGUAAGUUUGAGCGUCAGCUGCAAAAAAGUCUCACAGACUAUGGGAUGGCCCUGCGGGAGGAUGGAGCCGGAUCUCGAAAGUCUGUCGCAGGCUCUACAGCAUGGGGGCCACGGCUUGUCUUUUCUGCAGAAACAGCUGCGCCCAAGUGGCGCGAGGCGUGGGACCUUUAUCGCGAAGAAGCGUUUCGCCGUCGUUUCGUCUCCACGGAUAAGGCCAGAUAG
Mitosporidium daphniae is the source of this 606-nucleotide messenger RNA. RefSeq lists its product as uncharacterized. Lineage: Eukaryota; Fungi; Microsporidia. Gene Ontology annotation, molecular function: protein phosphatase regulator activity. Bases 1 to 606 code for a protein of 201 amino acids. The record is from RefSeq and is a predicted model, not a curated record. The transcript has 2 exons.